Messenger RNA from Argiope bruennichi, 5949 nucleotides. It is a transcript of the gene Nos, whose product is annotated as nitric oxide synthase, salivary gland-like. The coding region runs from base 838 to 4890 and encodes 1350 amino acids. Gene Ontology annotation, molecular function: nitric-oxide synthase activity; FMN binding; calmodulin binding. The record is from RefSeq and is a predicted model, not a curated record. NCBI's taxonomy places the organism in Eukaryota, Metazoa, Arthropoda, Arachnida, Araneae, Araneidae. Gene Ontology annotation, biological process: nitric oxide biosynthetic process. The transcript is spliced from 26 exons.
CUCUCUUGGCUCGUCAGUGCAGGCAACAGGUGGGAUAAAGUUACAGCGCGAAAUGAGCAACUUCUAUAAGACUGGUCAUUUUUGAUCAGAUUUGUCAAAAAUUUGUGGAAGUAAGAUUUGACAUUUUUUUUUCCUAAAUAUUAUUUUUUGUGUGAAUGGACGAACAAUAAUAUAAAAGUUUCAAAAUUAUUUUAAGAUAAAGCUGAAAUAUAACAUAUUUUACCAAAGUACACAGUGCUGUGAAGUUAAUUAAGUUAAAUAAAACUUUUACCUAUCGUAAAGAAACUGUUACGAAAAAUAUUUUUUGCAUCAACGUUUGAGAAAAAAAGUAAUAUAUAUAUGCCGUCAUUUUAUAUUGGAUGAAAAUGAUAUAAAUUGUAAGAACAUGAUUUGAUAGCCAAAAGCAUAUUACAGUCGGAAGAAAUUUUGCAAUAGUUUAGUACUUUCUCGUUUUUUGUUUAAAAAACUGAAGUGUAAAAUAUGAUAGCUCUUAUAAAUGAAAACCCAUACAAUAAUACUGUUUGGAAGCAGAAUUGGAAUUGGCUCUUACAUUUUUAUUUACUUAUACUGCAUUUAAACGAACAAAAUUUCUGAAGCCUUCACCUGCUUUGUCAUUUUGGAACACUGUUAUCCAAAGAGCUGCUUUAGAUCAUACUUUAUUCAUACCUGUAAUCGACUACUCUUGCAAAAUUGAAGAAUCUUGAAAAACAAUGGUAAACUAGAAAGAUAUCAAAACCAUAGCAAAUAUGGUGAUAAGGAACUGAUUUAAAAAAGAAAUAUAGACCUAUAGCAUAAGUGUAUAUUUUCCCCAAGAUAUUUAGUAAUAAUAUCACCAGAAUGGAAAACUCAACCAAAAGUUGGCCAACAACUAUUUUAGUUCACUUAAAGAAACACAGCCAGAUGGGGUUGGGUAUUGUGGUCACUCCUAGACCCCAGAACCGAGGGCUGUUAAUCGCAGAACUGACCAAAGGCAGUGAAGCUGCCAAGAGUGGAUUAUUCAGACCAGGUGAUGUGAUUCUCAAGGUCAACAACAAAGAUUUGUCACAGCUGCCUUACGAGCAAUGCUUACAGAUUCUGCAAGACUUACCAGUUGACCAAGAGGCCGAAAUAUUGGUUCGAGUGCCUGACGGGUACACAACCAGACUGGUGACGACCUUCAACGAAGAGGGCACGUCUCACACUUCGAGAAUCACCACCAUGGUGUCAAAUUCUCAAUCGCCAUCCCCACAGAGGAGGAGGGAAUCGAUUUCUGAAGAAAAAAUACGCCGCUUGAAGACCAGUUUGGUCCAAAAUGAUAUUAUCUGCACAUCGCAAAAUGCUGGCCAAAAGAAUUACAAUGAAAAAUCGUCUCCUAACUCGUUGGUGCCUAAUAUGAGGCAGAAUGGACACGCAUCAAAUAAUCAACCUUCUCCGGAAAGACCAGCUACACUGUCAGCCAAUAGCAACCAAAGCAGCCGGAAAAAUUCCAUAACGUCGCCAUCAAGACGUCCAGUGCGCUUGCGCAAUGUUAUCUCGGGACAAGAAUCUGUGGAGACUCUAUUUUUAAAAGCUACUGAAGCAGUUCAAUGCAGUCCUACCCGAUGUAUGGGCUCCGUGAUGUCCGGUCCAUCGAAGAGGUCAAGCGGUACCCCUCGCCCAAAAGACGAGAUCCUCAGACAUGCCAAACAUUUCUUUGAUCAGUACUUCAGCAGCAUCAAAAGAAUGAAUUCUCCCAGUCAUUCACGGAGAUGGAAAGAAAUAGUCGGCGAGGUGGACACUACAGGAACUUACGAACUGAAAGAAACAGAACUCGUGUACGGUGCUAAACUUGCUUGGAGGAAUGCGCCCCGAUGCAUCGGAAGAAUACAGUGGUCUAAACUGCAGGUAUUUGAUGCCAGGUACGUAUCAACGACAAGAGAAAUGUUCGAGGCAAUUUGCAACCACAUCAAAUACGCCACAAACAAAGGAAAUAUUAGAUCAGCCAUUACCAUCUUCCCUCAGAGAACGGAUGGAUUGCAUGACUUCAGAAUUUGGAACAGUCAAUUAAUUAUGUACGCUGGAUAUAAGCAAGAAGAUGGCAGUAUCAUCGGCGACCCCGCCAACGUUGAUUUUACAGAAUUGUGCCAAAAGUUAGGCUGGAAGGGCCAACGUAAAAAGUGGGAUAUCCUGCCAUUAGUAUUGUCAGCAAACGGCCAUGAUCCUCAAGUUUUCGAUUUACCAGACGACCUUGUGCUCCGAGUUCCUAUCAUGCACCCCAAAUAUCCAUGGUUCAAAGAUUUGAAUAUUGAGUGGUACGCUUUACCUGCCGUCUCCAGUAUGCUCUUUGAUGUGGGAGGCAUCGAAUUCCCGGCGGCUCCUUUUAAUGGAUGGUACAUGGUGACUGAAAUAGGAGCAAGAGAUCUAUGCGAUCCACAUCGUUUCAACAUAUUAGAGGAAGUAGCAACAAGACUUGGAGUUGACAUGAGAGCCCCCUCUACUUUGUGGAAAGAUCGUGCAGUUGUCGAAAUAAAUUAUGCUGUAAUUUACAGUUUUCAAAAACUAAAUGUUACCAUAGUGGACCACCACACUGCUUCUGAGUCAUUUAUGAAACACUGGGAGAACGAAAUGCGACUGAGAGGUGGGUGCCCUGCCGACUGGGUGUGGAUUGUACCCCCACUCAGCGGAAGUCUCACGCCCGUCUUUCACCAGGAGCUGCUCAACUACAACCUCAAGCCCAGCUACGAGUACCAGGAUCCACCGUGGAAGACUCAUAUUUGGGAAAAGGACAGAGAAACUUCAGGAAAUGGACCAAGGACACCUUCCCGAAAAUUCCGUUUUAAAGAAAUAGCACGUGCUGUGAAAUUUACAUCCAAUUUAUUCGGAAAGGCUUUAUCACGAAGAAUAAAGGCAACGAUUUUAUUUGCCACAGAGACCGGACGGUCUGAGAAUUAUGCCAAAAUGCUUGGAGAAAUAUUUUCUCACGCUUUCAAUGCGAAUGUGGUAUGCAUGAGCGAAUACGACAUUAUCGAUCUGGAGCACGAAACGUUACUGCUCGUGGUGACGAGUACUUUCGGCAAUGGGGACCCCCCUGAAAACGGAGAGGCUUUUGCUAGAAAUCUUCAAGCGAUCAAAGUUACAGGAGAAACUACACCUGACGCAGAAUACAUCAGCAGCACGUGCAUGCCUUUCGUCAGAAUGAACAGCAUGCCACUGGAUUUUCCCGAGGACGAAGGAACAAACUGCACGCCAACGACGGAACUAGAUGACGACAUUGGCCCGCUCAGCAACGUCAGAUUCGCUGUGUUUGCUUUGGGUUCCAGCGCAUAUCCAAAUUUCUGCUCCUUCGGUCGUUACGUGGACACAAUGCUUGGAGAUCUCGGAGGCGAGAGAAUGGUCAAAAUGGGCACUGGUGACGAACUUUGUGGUCAGGAGCAUUCUUUCAAUGAAUGGGCCCAAGAAGCAUUCCAGGUCGCAUGCGACGUCUUCUGUGUGGGUGACGAUAUUAAUCUAAGCGAUCUCAGAGCAACUUUACAUUCGGAUACUACAUGGUCACCGGAAAAAGUACGUUUGGCAGAUGUGCAGGAACCAGCAGAUAUUUGUUCAGGCAUAAGUAAAGGUACUAACAGGAAAGUUGUGUCCUGCAUUCUAAAAGAACGCACAGUUCUUCAAUCUGAAGAAGACAGCCGUCAGACGCUCAUGAUCGUCAUGGAAAAACCAGAAAACGAUUGCAUCAAAUAUUUUCCGGGAGAUCACAUUGGAAUCUAUCCAGCCAAUAGACAAGAAAUUGUAAACGGCAUUUUGGCUCGCAUGAGUUGCACGUGUCCCGAACCGGAUAAACCAUUUCAGUUACAGUUGAGAAAGACAGUACAGACAAUAGAAGGCCCAAGCCACCGAUGGUAUCCCCACGAGAGAAUCCCUCCUUUGACCAUGCGUAUUGCCUUGACCCGAUACUUGGACAUCACCACCCCUCCAGGACAACAGUUCCUCAGGAUUCUGGCAACCAUGGCAGAAGAUGAAGGGGAUCAAAGGAAGAUCAAACUUUUAGCUACGGAUUCCAUCCGGUAUGAAGAUUGGAAGUCUCAUUUGUACCCGAACCUUUUAGAGGUUUUGGAAUACUUCCCUUCAGUAAACCCCACCCCCGGCUUCCUCCUUACGCACCUCACACCGCUCCAGCCACGAUUCUAUAGUGUCAGCUCCUCACCGGAGUUCCAUCCUGGUCACAUACAUCUAACGGUGGCUGUGGUCAUCUACAAGACUCAAAAUAACGCUCAACAUUAUGGAGUUUGCUCAAAUUAUCUGGCAUCACUUCCUCUUGGAUCAGAAAUCGCCUGCUUCGUUCGGAGCGCUCCUAAUUUCCGCUUGCCGGACAACCCCCACGUACCCAUAAUAAUGGUUGGUCCAGGGACUGGAAUCGCUCCUUUCAGAAGCUUCUGGCAAAAAAGAUACCUGGAUAUACAGACGGCCGCUAAAGAUGGAGAUGUGAAGAAGCCAUUUGGCAACAUGACCCUUCUGAUUGGUUGCCGCCACCCAAAAGUGGAAUUGUACCGGGAAGAAACGCAACACAUGAAACAGAUUGGAGUUUUGACCCAAGUUUAUUCUGCUUAUUCUCGCCUUCCAGGAAAGCCAAAAAGUUACGUGCAGCACAUUCUUCGUGAAAUUUCAGACAAAGUGUACAAGGAAGUAGUCCAGGAGAGAGGCCACUUCUAUGUUUGCGGUGACGUCAGCAUGGCCGAAGAUGUCAACCAGACUUUGAGGGCGAUCAUUCAAGAACACGGACAAAUGAAUACCAUGGGAGUAGAUAAUGUGGUCAAGCGAUUGCAGGAGGAAAAUAGAUAUCACGAAGAUAUAUUCGGUAUAACACUGAAAACGGCCGAAGUGACGAGCAGAGGUCGGGCCGAAGCCAAAAACCGCAAGAGCACUUCUUCAAGCUGAAAUGACACGAGACGGCCAAAAAAGAUAAGACUGUACAAAUCAUUACGUGUACAAAGAAUAAUUUUCCGUAUAUCCUUACCUGCUUCGUUCCUUGAAUAAGCAAAUAUAUAUUAUAAUCCCAAUAUUCUUAAUCCUAUGCAACACCCCCAUGAUAUAUUUGUAUAUAUAAAUAUAUAUACCUAUUUUUGAAAUUCAAAGUUGAAAAGGACUCUCCUUUGAAGUUAAGUAGCUCCAGCAAAAUUGUUGAUGGCCUUUAGUUUCACUAAAAAAAAUUCCGAGAAAUUUGGUGUAAUUUUAGAAUAUCCAGAAUUGAAUUCAAUAUUUCAUUUCAAUUAGAAAUCAAUUUUUUUUAAUAAGAACUAACAUAUAUUUUUCAAAGGUAGCUAUUGGGCCGCGGUGGCCUGGUGGUAAGGUCUCGGCUUCGGAAUCGAGGGUUUCAGGUUCGUGACCCGAUUCCACCGAAGAAUCGUCGUGUAAGGGGGUCUGUUGCAAGUUAAAUCCGUCAUGACCAAACGUUCUCCCGCUGGUGUGGUGUGGAGAGGGGGGUGCCAGCUAAGGUGUCGCCCUCGUCAUCUGACAGCGGUUCAAAAUUACGAGGUCUGUCCCAAAAUAGCCCUAGUGUUGCUUCAAACGGGACGUUAAUAUAACUAAACUAAAUUAAACUCAAAGGUAGAUAUUAGACAAUAUAAUUCAGAAAGAUAUCACUCUCAAUUAAGUUCACUUAUUUCUAACUGAUACGUUGUUUCAAUUGUUAAGUUAAAGAAAUUAUUUCCUAACAUUUUGUGCAAUGUAUUUCUCCAAUAAUCGGAUAGAAACUAUUUAUGUUUCAAAGCGGCUAGAUAAGAGUUCACUGAAGUUCGUAUGCAGGGCAGAAUUCAGUCCUGAAAGGUCUUUAGAAAGUGCAAAUUUUUCCUCCUACUUCCCCAUUUUAACUCCUAAAAUUAGAUAUUUUUUUUAUUAAACUAAUUUCUAUCUCUAUAUAAGUAAAAACUUAUGCCAAAAUUGCAAUAAUAAAAUAUUUAAUUUCCGUUCACCUUCAAAGGAACAGAAUUUAUUAAC